Molecule: messenger RNA, 5654 nt
Organism: Vicugna pacos (alpaca)
Lineage: Eukaryota; Metazoa; Chordata; Mammalia; Artiodactyla; Camelidae
Source: RefSeq, a predicted model, not a curated record
GGGCGGGCGGCGGGGCCGGGCUGAGGAGCCGGCGCGGGGGCGACCCUGCCUCCGCCACCUGCGCCACCUCUGCUGGCUUGUCGCGGCAAGUUUGUCGCCCUCCCCUCCUUUGCGGACCUCCUUGGCCGGUCAGCACCGUCCAAACCUGUCGCCAGAUAGAAAACUCGAGCUGGUGGAGGAGGAGGAGGAGGCGUGUGGGAACCCGGUCCGGGAUGAGAGUCUCGUUAAGGGCAGUGGUGGCUUCUUGAACAUCUUUCUUGACUCUUUCCCACCCAGGUACCAUGAAGAUGUGGUGGGUUGGAAUGGAAACGGUUAAUACUCAAACCACGGAUGCUGCUCAGAAAAAUGACGUGUGCAGAGUGAUAGGUUUCCACACCUGGAUUGUCAACUAGGGCAAGUUAUCACCAAUGGCAGUAAAACUUGUUUUCUUGGGGUCAAGGUCUCAUGGGCUAACGGGCUCUCAUUCAGCAGGCACCUAACAGACAAGUCAUCCAGCUGCGUAUCAAGACAAUGCUCGGUUUUAAAACUGCUCUGAGAGUGAUGAGCAGUGCUGCCCAGUGACUUUGUCCGGGGGCAGCAAGCAGCUUGAGUGUUUCCUCUCCACCGCAUAGCAGCUUGAAGGAAGCCCCUUCCCAUUCAGGAGGACUGCAUGGCAGGCAGCCCCCGCUGAAGGCUUGGAAAUGAGCGUCCCAGCGGCUCCUAAGAAGUCGUGCUACACUGAGUUGCGGGACAACAGAAAUGGAGCAAAAAAUAAUAAUGAGAGCAUCCUGAGUCUGGGGGACACCAAUGCCAACCCCGUCAUGUGGGGGGUCAGCUCCUCUCAUGAUGAGCCGGCGACUUGUGACCGGACAGAUGAACUUGGAAAUGCAAAUGCAGGGGGGCCAGAGAAUGGUACCCGGGUCCAUAAGGACUUUCAGCCACUUCAGAGCUUUGGGAAGGGGCCUCAGGCUGGCCCCACCAGCCUGAAGGAUUUAAAAUUUCCUCCGACAGCUCAGAGCGAACUGAGCGUGGAGUCCACGCUGGAAAGAGGCGCAGAGAGCCUGCAGACCCCUCGGGGUCUCCACGGCCCAGGCCGGCCAAGCUGGAGGACUGUCGGGGGCGAGGCCAGUCCCGAGGUCUCAGCCAGGAGGGAGGCUGAAGCUCCCCGGCAUGCUCCCAAGGAUAAGUUGGCCAAGACCCUGGACAGUGAGGAGCUGAGGAGGCGUUCUUUGGAGAGGGCCAGCAGCUCUGCGGUUGCAGGCGACGUGCUCGCUAAGGAGCGCCCCGGGGGCCUGGCCCGGCCACCUCCGCAGCCUGGAGGACUGGGCCCCCCAGAAGCCCUCUGGCUGGUGGCCAGUGGUGGGCAGGGGCCACAGAAGACGGGGACAGUCCCCUUUCCAGGGCCAGCUUGUCCUCCAGCUGCCAGUAACCCUGCGCGUCCUCCGAAACCAUCUACCUCAGAAACCAAGGAGACCACCCCCUUAGAGGCCCGGACUGAGGGCGGGCAGGUACUGAGAGCUAGCGCCCAGAGCACAGCCCCUCCUGCCCGCCCAGAGGGCACCCCGAAUUCCACUCCACUGUUGAGGGAAGUCCUGAGUAAGCCAGAAGCACAGUCGGGCCAGGGAAAGGCAGAGCCCAAGAUGGAGCUGAAACUGGGCCAGCCCAGGCCCAUGCAGGAGUUCAAGUCCACCCAGGUGGAGGGGCUGGGAUGUCCUGGGGAGGAGGAUGUGUCACCCCCGGGGAGAAAGGAGCUGCGUGGGGAAGCACAGCAGGAAGCUGCCGCCGCUGCCGCACUCAGCAGCCUGCCGCACAGCGGUCCUCACCCCCCAGGCGUGGGAAGAGGCAGGAGUGAGCAGGAAAAGAGAGGCCAGGAGGGUUCUCUGCAGACCACCCCCAAACAGAGCCCUGCUCCCCCGAGAGCUGCUGAUAAUCAGCCCACGGGCAGAAUUUCACCAAGUGCAGCUGAGAAGCUGGGUGAAGCGGCGUCCCGCAGCAUCUCACCAGGUGAUGGUCACGCAGCUUUGGUUCCUGCUGAUUCGACUGACAGUGGACCCUCAGAUGCCCGUGAGGAGAGCGGGGUGCUGGGCGGUGGGGACAGGGAUGGUGCUACAGUCUUCACUUCAGAUCCUUCUGUUGGAAAGAGUGAAACUGGGGUCGCUGAGCCCCUCAACCCUCCUCACAGCAGCUCAGAAGCUGGGGAGAGCACAGAGAUCACGACACCCGUGGCUGCGAACAGGCACUGUCUAGAAGAUGCAGUUGAGGUGGACAGCGCCCCAGCAAGAGCGGCUUCUCUUCCCCAGGUCCCAGCGCCCCUCCACCCAGAGACCGCUGUGAACGUGGGCCGCCAGCCUCCACCAGCCAGCGGCGGCUUUCGGGACUCGGGCGUGUUGGGUGGGGACGCAGGGUCCCCCUCGGUCGCCCUGCCUCCCGCCGACAGCGCAGGGUUGUCCAACGCUUCCCCGAAAGUGCCUGACAAGCACGCCUGCCCCAGUGGGAUUUCCAAGCCUGUUGUCGCCCGUCCCGAGGACACACCUGCCGCCCCAGAGGGAAGGGAGGGCCUCCGGGUUGAAAAGACGGAAGAAAGGGCAGACCCCAGGCCUGUCGUCCUGCCCAAGCCCAAGCACGUUAGGCCGAAGAUCAUCACCUACAUCAGGAGGAGCCCUCAGGCCCUCGGCCAGGUGGACGCUUCGCUGGUCCCCGUGGGGCUGCCGUAUGCCCCGCCUGCGUGCGCCGUGCCUCUCCCCAAGGAGGACAAGGCGGUGAGCGGGGACCUGAAGCCGCCUGCCGGCCUCUACGAGAAGUUCAAGCCUGACUUGCAGCGGCCCCGAGUGUUCAGCUCCGGGCUGGUGGUGUCUGGGAUCAAGCCCCCUGGACACCACUUCAGUCAGAUGAGUGAAAAGUUUCUGCAGGAGGUUACAGAACACCCUGGAAAAGAAGAAUUUUGUUCUCCUCCCUAUACUCACUACGAAGUUCCUCCAACCUUCUAUCGAUCGGCCAUGCUCCUUAAGCCCCAGUUGGGAUUGGGCGCCAUGUCUCGUUUACCAUCUGCAAAGAGCAGGAUCCUGAUUGCGAGUCAGAGGUCUUCGGCGAGCGCCAUCCAUCCACCAGGACCCAUAGCGACAGCUGCCAGCCUCUACAGUCCGGAUCCUGCAGCAGACUUAAAGAAAGCUUCCAGUUCAAAUGUCACAAAAUCCAACCUACCAAAAUCUGGACUUCGUCCUCCUGGUUACUCGCGUCUCCCUGCAGCCAAGCUGGCGGCCUUUGGCUUCGUCCGGAGCUCCAGCGUGUCCUCCGUGUCCAGCACACAGUCUGUGGACAGCGCCCAGCCUGAGCCCAGCCGGUUGGCCAACCGUUCAACCUUUGGGACCGAAGACCAGCCAGCUCUGAAGGUGGCUCUGCCUUCCAAAGACACACCCAAGGGGGCCGGUCGGGCGGCCCCUCCAGCCUCUUCCAGUGUGGCAACACCCCGCAGGAGUUUGCUUCCGGCGCCAAAAUCCACGUCCACACCUGCUGGAACAAAGAAAGAAGUACAAAAAGAUCAAGAUGCUAAUAAACCUGCAGUUUCAUCUCCUAAGAGAACAGCGGCUUCAGCCACCAAGCUUCAUUCGCCAGGACACCCCAAGCAGAGGACGGCGGCCCCCCGCAACGGCUUCCCCCCGAAGCCGGACCCGCAGGCGCGCGAGGCGUGUCUGCGUCGCGCAGGGGCGCAUCCGCACGCGGGGGAGGGCUGGGAGCGGCGCGCCGGCUGUCCCCUCCGGGAGGUGGCAUCGCAGGAGCCGAACGCGGCCGCCCUGCGCUGCUCCUCCUCCUCUCGUUCUUCUGGCUCCUGGAUUCCUGAAGUUAUUAGGAGAAAUAAGGAAUUGCCCGCUGACACGCUGAAUGAAGGAGGUCCCCUUGCCAGCCAGCCUGCCGGGAUGGGCCACUGCUGCUGCAAGCCUUACAACUGCCUUCAGUGCCUGGACAAGACGAAUGAAAGUGCCCUUGUGAAAGAGAAAGAGCUGUCAAUCGAACUUGCAAACAUCAGGGAUGAAGUUGCCUUCAAUACCGCGCGGUGCGAGAAGCUGCAGAAGGAGAAGGAGGAGCUGGAGCGGCGGUGUGAGGACCAGCUGCGGAGGCUGGGCUGGCAGCAGCGGGCUGAGCUGCAGGACCUGGAGGAGCGGCUGCAGCUGCAGUUCGAGGCGGAGAUGGCCCGGCUCCAGGAGGAGCACCGGGCGCAGCUGCUGCGGAUCCGCUGUCAGCACCAGGAGCAGGUGGAAGACAUCACCGCCAGCCAUGAGGCUGCUCUCCUCGAGAUGGAAAACAGCCACACGGUUGCCAUCGCGAUCCUGCAGGAUGACCACGACCACAAGGUCCAAGAACUGAUCUCUACCCAUGAGCUUGAAAAGAAAGAAUUAGAAGAAAAUUUUGAAAAGCUGCGGCUGUCCCUCCAGGACCAGGUGGACACACUGACCUUCCAGAGCCAGUCUCUGCGGGACCGAGCCCGGCGCUUCGAAGAGGCUUUGAGGAAAAACACUGAAGAGCAGCUGGAGGUUGCCCUGGCUCCUUAUCAGCACUUGGAGGAAGACAUGAAGAGUCUGAAGCAGGUGUUAGAGAUGAAGAAUCAGCAAAUACACCAGCAGGAAAAGAAGAUUAUUGAGCUGGAAAAGCUGGCGGAAAAGAACAUUAUCCUGGAAGAAAAGAUCCAAGUUCUCCAGCAGCAGAAUGAAGACCUCAAAGCCAGGAUCGAUCAGAACACAGUUGUCACGAGACAGCUGUCGGAGGAAAACGCCAAUCUCCAGGAGUACGUGGAGAAGGAAACCCAGGAGAAGAAGAGACUGAGCCGGACCAACGAAGAGCUGCUUUGGAAGCUCCAAACUGGGGACCCAACCAGCCCGAUUAAACUGUCCCCCACAUCCCCCGUUUACCGCGGCUCCUCCUCCUCCGGUCCCUCCUCUCCCGCCAGAGUCAGCACGACGCCCAGAUGACGCCACCACGCAGCCGGCGGAGCUGCGGCGCCCGGUCCACGCGGGCUUCCACCUCGUGGGAGUGUUGGCCAUGGGCCGGCUCAGCUCGCCCCGCGCGCAUGCCCAGUAGCUGCAUAGCUGCAUCCCAGGCUGAGUCCUCUUCUGAUCCUCGUGUAAGACUGUCCUGGUACUGGCCCUUAGGCAAGUGUAAACGGUAGUGUCUGAUGUGCAAACGUUUGACCAUAGUUAGAACCAAAAGAGAGAAAUGCCAAUUGUUCUUGAGCAAUGAACUUUUCCACUGCAGAAUUUCAGGUUAGUUACAACUAGCUCAGUUUUGAGUACCCAUUGACUACGCAUUGUGUACUGCACCGAUAUGUGUGUAUAUUUAGAUACACGUAUAUACACAUGCAGCAGUUCUGAAUUGCAUUUUUUAUAACAUGAAGUGCUGACAUAUUUUGGUGACGGUCAGCAGUUUUCUAACUUGUGCCUCAGAAUUAUUGGGAAAUGAAAACGCAUUUCUAUCUAGCUUCCCAGGAAUAUUUCUACCCAAAAUAGAAAAAGGAAAAAAAAAAAGAUACAGAGAAGAAGCGCCUUUCAACCUACCACCAAGUGGUACUCUGUUUAACACAAACACCAGCCAUUCAUGAACGGUAACUGCAUUUGGAACAAUCAGCUUCUUAGUCAACAUGACAUGAGGUCACUGUUACUCCAUCCGCAAGUUUUAAUUAUUAA